AUGGAGUCCAAAGGUGUGUGCGUCCUCGUGCUCAUGCUGAUGCUGGUCCACUGCUCACUUCAGCAGGCUCCACCGAAGAAGAAGCCUGUACGAAAAGACAAUAAUGCCGCCAUUGAGGAUUUACAAAGGCAGAUUAAUGACAUCGUGCAGGACCUCAACCUCCUGAAGGAAGAACAGGCCUUGCAAAGAGUGUGUUUGAAGGGCACAAAGAUCAACGGCAAGUGCGUGUUGGCCAACCCGGCGAAGAAGUCGUACCACACAGCCAGCGAGGACUGCAACGCACUGGGCGGCGUCCUUGCUGCACCAACAUCCGCCGAUGAGAACGACCUGCUGAGAGACUACCUCCGCCUCAGCGUGGGCAGGGAUGAGCAAGUCUGGCUGGGCAUCAACGACAUGGUGACCGAGGGCACUUGGGCGGACCAGAGCGGUGCCAGCAUCCAGUUCAAGAACUGGGACACGUCUGGCAGCCGCGGCCGUCAGCCAGACGGCGGCCAAUCCCAGAACUGCGCCGUGCUCUCGGGGGCCGCCCAAGGGAAAUGGUUUGAUGAGAAAUGCCGAGACGAGAAGGCCUCUGUCUGCCAGUUCAAUGUCGUGUGA
Molecule: messenger RNA, 597 nt
Organism: Syngnathoides biaculeatus (alligator pipefish)
Lineage: Eukaryota; Metazoa; Chordata; Actinopteri; Syngnathiformes; Syngnathidae
Product: tetranectin-like
Exons: 3
Coding region: 1-597 (198 amino acids)
Source: RefSeq, a predicted model, not a curated record